AUUACAGGUAGUCCACGACUUACAACACUUCAUUUAGUAACUAUUCACAGUGGCACUGAAAAACCUGACUUAAGACCAUUUUUCACACUUAUGACUAUUGCUGCAGCCCCAUGGUCACGUGAUCUAUAUUUGAAUUCUUGGCACCUAACUCACAUUUAUGACGAUUGCCCUGUUCUAGGGUCACGUGAUCCCCUUUUGCAGGUCCACAGAUGUGGCUAUUGUGAGCAAAAUGUGUAUUUCAAAUCAUAACUAAGUGGUUAUCCUGAUUGUGAGAAAAACCCUUUGAAUGUCCUGAAUGUGGGAAAGGUUUUGGUCACAAUUCCCCGUUGGUGGUACACCAGCGGGUUCACACAGGAGAGAAAACCUUUGAAUGUCCUGAAUGUGGGAAAGAUUUCAGUAAUGUCCAACGUGGUGAUACACAGGAGGACUCACAAAAGAGAGAAAACCUUUGAAUGUCCUGUUUAUGGGAAAAGUUUCGGUCACAAUUCCCACCUAGUGGUACACCAAUUGCUUCACACAGGAGAGAAACCCUUUGAAUGUACUGAGUGUGGGAAAAGUUUCAGCAGCAAUUCCCAGCUAGUGAUACACCAGAGGACUCACACAGGAGAGAAACCCUUUGAAUGUCCUGACUGUGGGAAGUGUUUCAGUCAGAAGUCCCACCUGUUGAGACACCAGAGGACUCACACAGGAGAGAAACCCUUUGAAUGUCCUGUUUGUGGAAAAAGUUUCAGUCACAAUUCCCACCUGGUGGAACACCAAAGGACUCACACAGGAGAGAAACCCUUUGAAUGUCCUGAAUGUGGGAAAGCUUUCAGUCAGAAUUCCUACCUAGUGAUACACCAGAGGACUCACACAGGAGAGAAACCCUUUGAAUGUCCUGACUGUGGGAAAGGUUUCAGUCAGAAUGCCACACUAGUGAGACAUCAGAGGACUCACACAGGAGAAAAACCCUUUGAAUGUCCUGAAUGUGGGAAAGGUUUCAGAGAGAAUUCCGAGCUAGUGAUACACCAGAGGACUCACACAGGAGAGAAACCAUUUGAAUGUUCUGACUGUGGGAAACAUUAUAGUCAGAAUUCCAACCUGGUGAGACACCAGAGGACUCACACAGGAGAGAAACCCUUUGAAUGUCCUGACUGUGGGAAAUGUUUCAGUUGCAAGUCCACCCUGUUGAGACACCAGAGGACUCACACAGGAGAGAAACCCUUUGAAUGUCCUGACUGUGGGAAAGGUUUCAGUCAGAAUUCCCACCUACAGAUACACCAGAGGACUCACACAGGAGAGAAACCCUUUGAAUGUCCUGACUGUGGGAAAGCUUUCAAUCAGAAUUCUCAACUGAAGACACACCAGAGGACUCACAUAGGAGAGAAACCUUUUGAAUGUCCUCACUGUGGGAAAAGGUUCAGUCACAAUUCUGACCUGGUGGUACAUCAGAGGACACACACAGGAGAGAAACCUUUUGAAUGUCCUGAUUGUGGGAAAAGUUUCAGUUGCAAGUCCACCCUGGUGACACACCAGAGGACUCACACGGGAGAGAAACCCUUUGAAUGUCCUGACUGUGGGAAAUGUUUCAGUCAGAGUUCCCACCUGGUGGUACACCAGAGGACUCACACAGGAGAGAAACCCUUUGCAUGUCCUGACUGUGGGAAAGGUUUCAGUCACAAUUCCGAACUGGUGACACACCAGAGGACUCACACGGGAGAGAAACCCUUUGAAUGUCCUGUCUGUGGGAAAAGUUUCAGUCAGAAUUCCCACCUGGUGGUACACCAGAGGACUCACACAGGAGAGAAACCUUUUGAAUGUCCUGGCUGUGGGAAAAGUUUCAGUAACAGAUCCACCCUAGUGACACACCAGAGGACUCACACGGGAGAGAAACCCUUUGAAUGUUCUGAUUGUGGGAAAAGUUUCAGUCAGAAUUCCUCACUGGUGGCACACCGGAGUACUCACACAGGAGAGAAACCCUUUGAAUGUCCUGUUUGUAGAAAACGUUUCAGUCACAAUUGCCACCUGGUGGUACACCAGAGGACUCACACAGGAGAGAAACCCUUUGAAUGUCCUGACUGUGGGAAAGGUUUCAGUCGAUAUGCCAGCCUAGUGGUACACCAGAGGACUCACACAGGAGAGAAACCCUUUGAAUGUCCUGUUUGUGGGAAAAGUUUCAGUUACAAUUCUGACCUGGUGGUACAUCAGAGGACUCACACAGGAGAGAAACCUUUUGAAUGUCCUGACUGUGGGAAAAGUUUCAGUAACAGAUCCACCCUAGUGACACACCAGAGGACUCACACGGGAGAGAAACCCUUUGAAUGUCCUGACUGUGGGAAAGGUUUCAGUUACAGAUCUACCCUAGUGACACACCAGAGGACUCACACAGGAGAGAAACCCUUUGAAUGUCCUGUUUGUGGAAAAAGUUUCAGUCACAAUUCCGAACUGGUGGUACACCAGAGGACUCACACAGGAGAGAAACCCUUUGAAUGUCCUGACUGUGGGAAAGGUUUCAGUCAAAAUGCCAACCUAAAUUCUAGCUCUUUGAAACAUCAGAAGUCUCACACUGGAGAGAAACCCUUUGAAUGUCUUGACUGUGGAAAAGGUUUCAUUUCAAAAUUACAGCUCACAAAUCACCAAAUGAUACACACAGGAGAGAAUGCUUUUGAAUGUGCUGACCGUGGGAAAAGUUUCACCAAGAAUUCCAGUCUGGUUAAACACCAGAGGACUCACACAGGGGAGAAAACGUACAAGUGUCCUGUUUGUGGCAAAAGUUUCAGUCAGAAUUCCAACAUGGUGAUUCGCCAGAGGUCAUAUGAAAAACCCUGAAUGCCCUAUUUAGCGAAAAGUUUUCAUUUCAAUUCAAACCUAGUGAAACACCAGGGAGCAUGUUUCACAUGGGAGCGCCUUUCAAAUGGCCAGUCUGUGGAUAUUCCUUUUGGCCAAAAUGACUCCUUUUCGCAGGGGUGUCAAACUAGAUUUUAUUGAGGGCUGCAUCAUGGUUCUGUUUGACCAGGGUGGAGGGCUGUGGUGGAAGUGGACAGGAGGGCAUGGCUAUCUUAAUUGUGUUGGGGGCCCCUGUGGAAGCCAGAGUGCUUUGCCAACAAAAAUGGGAUCCCGAGUUCCAUUUUCAGCUGCAGUGGCCUCCUGCAACCCUCUGAAAAUGAAAUGAAUGAAAAUGGAGGUCGGGAGGGUCUCCUGAGUCCCCCACAACCUCCAUUUUUAGUUGCAAUGGCCUCCUGCAACCCUCUCCCAGUGCAAAUGCUGGCAGAGGCACCAUGGACCAGUCCGCUGUUUUCACAAAAGCUCUGUGGGCCAGAUUUAACCACCCUGCGGCCCGCAUCUGACCCUGGUCUUUGAGUUUGACACCCCUUCCUUAUUGCAUACAACUCAA
Thamnophis elegans (Western terrestrial garter snake) is the source of this 3373-nucleotide messenger RNA. Its product is annotated as zinc finger protein 268-like. The transcript has 2 exons. Gene Ontology annotation, molecular function: DNA-binding transcription repressor activity, RNA polymerase II-specific; RNA polymerase II cis-regulatory region sequence-specific DNA binding. Gene Ontology annotation, biological process: negative regulation of transcription by RNA polymerase II. The record is from RefSeq and is a predicted model, not a curated record. The coding region runs from base 400 to 2808 and encodes 802 amino acids. NCBI's taxonomy places the organism in Eukaryota, Metazoa, Chordata, Lepidosauria, Squamata, Natricidae.